GUUCCGCGAAAGAAGAUUUCGUGUUUACCUUGACUUCGCACGCGAGAAAUAUUGAUCGGUGUAUAACCAUUAAGAUGCUGUAAGAAUCAAGGUGUAUAGGAGGAGAAUGAUGUUGUCAUGAAUAUUUUAUCAACUGGACGAGAGAAUCUGCCUUUGUAUCGGCGUAUUGUUGUACAGUAUUUUCUGUACAGCUGUGCACCAUUGCAAUAUGUUUUCAAAGAUAUAAUGGUGGACGGUUGUAUUCGGUGAGCUCGAAAGCACUGGGCUCCCAAAAGAUGACUAAUAUUCCAAAGUUUUUCUUUUCCUUUCUACAAAUAUUUUUAAUGAAUUCAAAGUUUGUGUUCACUCAAGAAAUUGUGGAAUUUAUGGUGAAGCCAAAAAGUCAGGCUGUUGUAUACAAUGGAAGCAUAAUUCUAAACUGUGAAGCCAGGCUGGUGUCUUCCCCUACGGAGCAGCUGUCCUACGCUUGGUAUCUAAAUGGGGGACCACGGCCCCAGGGUAGCUCUAUAUUCGUCAACAACUCCCUCCUUAUACAGAACAUACACGAGGCAGAACUAGGGAACUACACCUGUGCUGUAUCCUCCAGUGAUGGAAUCUCACAGUUAGCCGUGUCACCUCCAGCUCAAAUCAUACAUGCAUAUAUCCGUUCAUUUGUGAUGAAUCCAAAGGGUGUGACUGUGACUGAAGGAGAUACGAUAACCUUGGACUGUGUUACAGGGGAAAGCUCCCCACCCCCUGAGAUCUUCUGGGAGAAAGAUGGUGUCCUCUUCAGGGGUGGAUCCCAGUACAAUGCCACCUAUAGGAGUGCCUCAUCCCUGGGUUUUGUGCAGCAGUUCAGCAUGAAGCUGGUCCUGGUAGCCACACCUGAGCAUAGUGGGAAGUACAACUGCGCUGCUAGGAACAGCAUGCUGGGAAUAUAUGUUAGAAGCUUACAAGUGUUCGUAGGAGUUACAGCAUUUGAGUUUGCAGCAAGAGUAGAUUUAAACCUUUAUAAGAGGGAUAUUUUGACUCCAAAGGACCAACCCUUUGUGCUGGACUGCCCAAUAAUUGGAUACCCCUCCCCAGUCAUUAGCUGGAGAAAAGGACAGGUGUCCCUAACCCCGGUCACCACUAACCACACCCUUCUGCCUAACGGUAGUCUCUACUUUGAGUCCUUUCAGUUGGAGGACCAGGGAUACUAUAUCUGCGAGGGGAUAAACAAACUAGGGAGAGAUAUAUCACCUGACAUUGUACUACAGGCAGCUUAUAUUGACUUUGAAUUUUCUCGACAUCCAACUUCAAAAUAUGCCAUAGCAGGCCUGCCUACCACCCUCCCUUGUUCCCCUCCCACUUCUAAUCCCCCCGCCAAAGUCACAUGGUAUAAGAACAACCAGCCAUUGACCAACAAGUUCAAUAACAACAGUAAGACUGUGUUAAUCAUGGACCCUGACAAUGGGGUAUGGGACCUUUUUAUAGCUGAUGUACAGCGGAUACAUGAGGGGCAGUACUUCUGUGUUGCUGAGAACGUGUUUGCUGUUCCGUCCUCUAGAACCUCAAAAGUUGCCACACUUAGAGUAGGAGGAGCACCUACAUUUGUGCAGCCCCCUUUGAGUCAGUCAGUUGUCAAAGGUCAAGGUCUUGUGCUAAUAUGUCUGGUUCAGGGAGAUCCCGAGCCAGAAAUAACCUGGUUGUUCAAUGGACAACCGGUCACAGAUGGAGCUUAUACAACAGCCUUCAGCAUGAAGAACCAGGAACUACACAUUGCCAAUGUAAAUAAGGCAUGGGAGGGCUAUUUCACCUGUAGAGCCAAUAAUUCUUAUGGAAAAUCUGAGGCAAUGGCCUAUGUCACUGUUAAAGUCCCGGUGGUAAUUACGAAGCCAGUGGUCAAUUUGACGGUAACCAUUAACAACCAGGUGUUUUUGCCUUGUGAAGUCUAUGGAGACCCAGUUCCAAAUGUGACUUGGUACAAAGAUCAGGCCCCUCUGUCCCUCACCAGUCGAGUCCGUCAGACGGUGGAUGGAUUGUUUAUUAACGAUGUUAAUUUGACUGAUGGGGGAACUUACACCUGUCUGGCGAUGAAUGAGGCAGGCACUGCUCAAUCCUCAGGAAUACUGGCUGUGCAGGCUCCACCAGUGUUUAAAGUGAUGCCAAAGAAUGUCACCGUGGUGAUAGGUGGUGCUGCUAACUUCACAUGUAGUGUAGACAGUCAUCCUGCUUCAACUAUUGUGUGGAAAUUUAAUGACACCAAUCUUCUGCCUGAUGGAGUAUUUAUUAACCUAGACAACAGUGUACAGAUCGCCAUGGUAACCUGGCAACACGUGGGAAAAUACACAUGUGUGGCCUCCAAUGUUGUGGGUUCAGAGAGCAUGUCUGCAAAACUUUCUCUUCAAGUGCCUCCAAAAGUUAAAUAUAUUCAAGGAGAUUUAAUAGUUGUAAGAAACCGGGCCACCACCUUAACCUGUAAAGCCGAGGGGAUCCCUGCCCCACGAAUCAGCUGGUACAGGCGAGGAUCCGAGAUUCUCUCCACUGCUGAUGGGAGGAUUGUAGUGACCAGUGAAAGACAACUACUCAUUAAGGUCGCCAAUGCAGGGGAUGAAGGUGACUACACGUGUUCUGCUGUCAAUGACGCAGGAUCAGAUCAAGCAGAAGUCUCUAUCCAUGUUGUGCAGCCACCUUUACCACCGACUUUGUUAGACCCCAUAGCAACAUCAGCAACCUCUGUGACCUUGAGAUGGACACCGGUCACUCAGAACUGGUACACUUCAGUGACCCACUACAUAGCAUACUACAAACAAAGACAUGAGCUGAUGUACACUAGACAUGACAUCCUGGCAGGACCCAAUGAUGUGUCUCAUAAUGUGCAGGGUCUGCAGUCUGGGGUGGAGUACUUGUUUGUGGUAACAGCCACAAAUCAGGCAGGGGAGGGAGGGAGGAGUAAUAGUAGAUCAGCCAAAACUUUUAAUGCAGAUCCAUCAAGUCCAAGAAAUGUGCAUGUAAAUAAUGUGGGACCCAGCUCCAUCACAGUCACCUGGGAGGUUCCAGAAACCACCAAUGGAAUCAUUCAGAAGUACCAGAUCUGGUAUCAAAUUAGCCAAUCAAAUGAAGAGCCAGAGAAAAUUCAGGUUCAGGCCCCUACCACUUCCUACACUGUGACAGGGCUACUAGCUUACACUGAGUACCAGUUUAAUGUCAGGGCAGCCACAGUGGAGAAGGACGUGGAUCUGUGGGGAAAUUUCUCCUCCAUGGUGGUCACUAGAACAGAGGCAGCAGCCCCCAGUGGAUCCCCACGUUCAGUUGAAGCAAGGCCCAUAUCUUCCACUGAAGUGCAAGUUUCUUGGCAGGCCCUACCCAGUAAUGAACAUAAUGGCCCCCUGAAAUUCUACCAUAUUAGAUACAAGUCUACGGCACCUUCUUCUGGCUUUUCUGAGGUGAAGAGCGUUAAUUUUACUGAGACAUCAGGGAUGAUAAAUAACCUUCAACCCUGGACAGAGUAUGCUAUUACCAUAGAAACAGAGAAUGUGGCAGGAAGAGGUCCCCCCAGUUCAGGGGUCAAAGUUCGUACUUUUGCACUAGCCCCUAGUAGUCCCCCAACAAAUAUCAGACUCACAGCAGUGUCCAGCAGUGUAGUCAAUAUACAGUUUAAGUUACCUGACCCCUCCACUUGGAAUAGUGACAUUUCUGGUAUAGUGGUGGAGGUCCAGAAGGAUGGUGAGAAAACAUCAAGGGAGGUCACUCUUCCCACGACACCAGGUUCUCUCCCAUACAAUAUCAGUGACCUUGAGCCCUGGACUUUAUACAGUGUUAGAGUGGCACUAUACACGACUCAGGCAGACAAUGGAACAGGGCCCUGGAGUGAUUGGAGACUAGUCCAAACUCAACAGUCAGUACCAGACAAGGUUGGACAGUUUGGUUACCAAGGCACCCCGACCAGUAUAACAGUUUACUGGUCCCCUCCCCUCAAACCUAAUGGAGUCAUUGAUUUGUAUGUAGUGAAGCAUUACCCUUUACCAAACGGACAGACAAACAGACAGAGUGGUCUCACUGAAUCAGCAGAAGCUUACUUGUCACCUUUUCCCUAUCCAGUUAUAUAUAAUGCUUGUGAUUCUCUGACUUAUUUAAAUUCUUCUUAUUCAUCAAUCAUGGAUGACAUUCUUCAGGAGAUUCUGGAAAAUAAAGAUUCCGAUAUGAUGAACAAUUUCUCUGCAUUUGUUUCGAAAGUUGCAGGUCUUCAUUUGACCUUGAAUAAUGUUACAGAUGAGAAGAAUUUUAAUAUGAGCCUUGGUAUAAUCAGUGAUUCAUUCAGUCAACUGGAUUUGAAUGCAUUGACUUGGAUGUCUGCCUGGAAUAGAUCAGUAUUUGAUCUUUGCAGUGAUUUACUCUGGGUCAGAAAUGGUCUGAUAUACCAAAAUACAACAGGGACCCGUACUGUCUUAGAGAACCUGCAGCCCUCCAUGGAAUAUGUCGUGGGAAUAUCAGCCGUCAACUCCAAAGGAGAGGGCAAGGUUUCCAUACACACUGCCAAAACUGAUUCUCUUCCCCCACCUCCAGCACCACCAAACACCACAGAAGGUACCACCGCUAACACCACCACUGUCCUCGGUAACUCCCUGGCUCAGGGUCAGGAGGACAAACUGCCGGUGUACUUAGGGGGUGCUGCAGCAGGGGCGAUACUGGUCAUCUUCAUACUGGCCAUAGUUCUGUGUGUCUGUAUCAAGGAGAGAGAGAGGCAGAAUCUGGUAGCUUCCGGAAACUUUGAAACAAGGUCUUCUGAAGGGAAGUUUGGUGAAAUGCCCAGAGACAGAUCAGGAAGACAGCAUAACAGCUAUGGUCAUCUGAAGGAGAGCCAAUCAGUGGCUGCCUCAUCCACCUUCCCAGGAAUCCGAAUCCACAAACCAGACUCAACAGGUAUAGAGAAUCCGUCCUACAGGCAGGGAGUGUCAGACCCCGGGGGUGAGUGGCGACCAGACAGGGAAUCUAUCUGUGUGUCCAUGGAUCUCUCUGCUGAGGAGGUCUACUCCAGGGCCUCCACUCUGCAAAGGAAAGGCCAACUGAAGACAGAGAAUGCAGAGGCGAUAGCUGUGAUGAGGAAUAGUCACCUGCCCCUGGGGGUGGAUGAUACAGACUCCCUCAUACCUAACGAUUCUGUGGUCGUGUUCGCAGAGAGGACUGCCCUCAUCGGUGGCACAUUUGUUGGCGACAUCGCCAGCGAGGGCCUUGGCGAUGGAGGCGUAGUAUGUGUUCCUCCUGCCCUGGUCAAUCUCCCACGCUGA
Saccostrea cuccullata (small rock oyster) is the source of this 5249-nucleotide messenger RNA. Its product is annotated as cell adhesion molecule DSCAML1-like. Gene Ontology annotation, molecular function: protein binding. Gene Ontology annotation, biological process: cell-cell adhesion. NCBI's taxonomy places the organism in Eukaryota, Metazoa, Mollusca, Bivalvia, Ostreida, Ostreidae. The transcript has 32 exons. The coding region runs from base 276 to 5249 and encodes 1657 amino acids. The record is from RefSeq and is a predicted model, not a curated record.